Molecule: messenger RNA, 1386 nt
Organism: Triticum turgidum subsp. durum (durum wheat)
Lineage: Eukaryota; Viridiplantae; Streptophyta; Magnoliopsida; Poales; Poaceae
Source: the annotation of a GenBank genome assembly
AUGGAAGAGGAGCUCAUCCUCAGCUGUGAUUGUGGUGUUAUGGUACUGGCACUCAGCCGGGGUUCUCUUCCUUCCCGCGCACUCAUCUUGUCGAAAGGCAACUUCUCUUUUCCUUCGGCUGCUAAGGUGCCUGCGUCCCUCCCGUUCCUAUCAGAUGGAGAUACCAAGCGGCCAUGUCCCCAGCGACGGCUACGAUCCCCUGCUGAAUCGUCCAUGUGGGAUAAGUUCCAAUUCUUCGUCUCGAUCUGGUGUCCCCUUGGCAAAAUCCUUGAACCUUGGGUGAAAUUUUUACUUUUGUUUGGGACCUUCUACGAGCUGUACUGUCUUCGCACGGUAGCACCGGAAAGGGUAGUUCUCGCACCCCUUACAAGGACACGAUCCUAUGGCAAUGUUCCUCAGCCCCAUGCCAUACUGUAUUAUCAGCAGAGAACAACCAAAGGAGGCCUCUUGAUUGCCGAGGCCACUGGAGUCUCAGACACUGCCCAAGGGUACAAAGAUACUCCUGGCAUUUGGACAAAAGAGCAGGUGGAAGCAUGGAAGCCUAUCGUAGAUGGGGUUCAUGCCAAGGGAGGGAUAUUUUUCUGUCAGAUUUGGCAUGUCGGAAGAGUCUCUAAUCAUACUUAUCAGCCUAAUGGACAAGCUCCAAUAUCGAGCACCGAUAAGCCAUUGAAACCUAUGGUGAUAGAUAAUCACAUAGUAGCUGAUUUCUCAACGCCUAGGCCACUGGAGACCGAUGAGAUCCCUAUGGUCAUCAAUGAUUUCAGGGUUGCUGCUAGAAAUGCAAUUGAAGCUGGAUUUGAUGGUGUUGAGAUCCAUGGGGCUCAUGGCUAUUUGAUCGAUCAGUUCUUCAAGGACCAAGUCAAUGGACGCACUGACAAAUACGGCGGGAGCUUAGAGAAUCGUUGUCGGUUUGGACUAGAAGUGGUCCAAGCCGUGGUAGAUGAAAUCGGAGCUGAUAAGGUUGGGAUGAGGCUCUCGCCCUUUGCAAACUACUGGGAAUCGUCAGACUCCAACCCGGGAGCUCUAGGCCUGUACAUGGCACAAGCGCUGAACAAAAUUGGGAUCCUCUACUGUCACACGGUCGAGCCAUGGAUGAUAACGUUCGUUGACAAGGUUGAAACUCCAAAUAGCCUUGGCGCCAUGCGGGAUGCUUUCAAGGGAACGUUUAUCGUAGCCGGUGGCUACAACAGGGAGGAUGGAAAUGCAGCUGUCUCCGGUGGCUAUGCUGAUCUGGUUGCAUGCGGGCGCUUGUUCUUGUCUAAUCCUGACUUGCCUCGGAGGUUUGAGAUCGAUGCUCCUCUAAACAAGUACAACAGAGAUACUUUCUACAUCUCUGAUCCAGUUGUUGGAUACACUGAUUACCCAUUCCUUUCAUCCAAUGUAUAA